CCGCCGUCGUCACCGUAGCGCGCCGACUGGGAGCCCAGCGGAGCGAGGGAAGGGAGGAGGAGGGAGACGCGCGAGGAGGGGAGGGAGGAGGCUAGACAAGGCGGGGUGAGGGGGAGCAGCGGUGGCGCAAGCCUCGCGGAGCAGCGCAACCUGGGUAGCUGCCGCCUCCGGACCGGGCCACCGGAGUCAGUGUCCCAGAGACCCUGUAACCCCUCAAAGCGGACGAAGGAGUCCAUGUUGGGGAACUUGGCGGCGGAUUGACUGGGACCUGUAAACCUGUGGGGCCGCCGCCGGACCGAGCGCCUCGACUUCGGCCUGAGGAAACCCUUUUCCAAAGAGAAAUGAAGAGGAAAACUGUAUAUACCUUAAAUAUGGGAGAUAAGAAGUAUGAAGAUAUGGAAGGUGAAGAAAACGGAGAUAAUACUGUUCCCACUGGUCUGUUGUACAGUGAGGCUGACAGAUGCCCAAUAUGUCUUAAUUGUCUGUUAGGAAAGGAAGUUGGUUUUCCAGAAAGCUGUAAUCAUGUCUUCUGUAUGACUUGUAUUCUUAAAUGGGCAGAGACACUGGCUUCAUGUCCUAUUGACCGAAAACCUUUUCAGGCAGUGUUUAAAUUCAGUGCAUUGGAAGGUUAUGUUAAGGUUCAAAUAAAAAAACAACUGAGAGAAAUAAAAGACAAGAAAAAUGAAAACUCAUUUGAGAAACAGCUCUCCUGUCAUGAAAAUUCUAAAAGCUGUAUAAGAAGAAAAGCCAUCAUAAGAGAAGAUCUAUUAAGUGCAAACAUUUGUGAUUUGAAAUUGAUACAUAGCAACUCUUUAUACAGUGAAACAGGUGGAAAGAAAAAUGCAGCAAUAAAGAUAAAUAAGCCUCAGAGAUCAAAUUGGAGUACAAAUCAGUGCUUCAGAAAUUUUUUCUCCAAUAUGUUUUCUUCUAUUAGUCACCCUGGAGAAUCUUCCUUUACCUAUAGAGCUUAUUGUACAGAAUUUCUAGAAGUCAGUGAAAUCAGUGCAUUGAUUAGGCAGAAGAGACAGGAUCUGGAAUUGUCAUGGUUUCCUGAUACAUUACCUGGUAUUGGAAGAAUUGGUUUUAUACCCUGGAAUGUUGAAACAGAAGUCCUUCCUCUCAUUUCUUCUGUGUUGCCAAGAACUAUUUUUCCAACGAGUACCAUAUCUUUAGAGAAUUUUGGUACUUCUUGCAAGGGAUAUGCAUUAGCACAUACUCAAGAAGGGGAAGAAAAGAAGCAAACUUCUGGUACAUCAAAUACCAGAGGAUCAAGACGAAAACCUGCAAUGACAACUCCUACAAGGAGGUCUACACGUAACACAAGAGCUGAAACAGUCAGUCAGUCUCAGAGAUCCCCAAUAUCAAAUAAUUCUGGGUGUGAUGCCCCAGGUAACAGUAAUCCAUCUUUAAGUGUUCCUUCUUCAGCUGAGUCAGAAAAGCAAACAAGACAGGCUCCAAAACGGAAGUCUGUAAGAAGAGGAAGAAAACCAGCUUUACUGAAAAAGAAACUUCGGACCUCUGUAGCUGCCCCUGAAAAAUCAUCUUCCAAUGAUUCAGUAGAUGAAGAAACAGCAGAAUCUGACACAUCACCUGUGUUAGAAAAAGAGCACCAAUCAGAUGUAGACAGUAGUAACAUUUGUACUCUGCAGACACAUACAGAAAACCAGUCUAACUGUUUGAAAAGUUGCAAUGAGCAAACAGAAGAAAGUGAGAAACAGACUGCAAAUCAUGAUACAGAGGAAAGAGUAGAAUCUUCAUCUUCUGAGUCUUGUGCUCAAGAUCCUCCUGUGCUAGUUGGUGAGGAAGGCAAAUUUCAAAAACUUGAGAAUACAGGUAUAGAGGCUAAAGUUUUGUGUGUGGAAAGUGAGAUUUCUAAAAAUAUUUUUGAAAAAGGAAGUGAUCCAUUGGAAAAGCAAGACCAGAUAUCUGGAUUUUCAGAAUCAGAGGUAAAGGCAGAUGUAUGUACAGUUCAUCUUCCAAAUGAUUUUCCUACAUGUUUAACAUCUGAAAGCAAAGUACACCAACCUGUAUCUAGUCCUGUAAGUGAGUUAUCUGAGAAUGUAGAGUCAGUGGUUAAUGAAGAAAAAAUGAGAGAGAGCUCCAUAGUAGAAAUUACUGAACAUAAAGAUUCUACACUAAAAACAGAGGAGCUUAUAGAGAGCCCCAAGUUAGAAUCUUCUGAGGAUGAAAUUAUACAAACAGUGGGCAGAAGAUCUAUUAUGAGCCCAGAGGUUCAAUUGCUUGAGCAUGUUGAAACUGAAGAUGCAGAAAUAAUUGCAACAUGUGAUACAUCUGGGAAUGAAGAUUUAAAUAAUAUUCAAGACUCUGAAAAUAAUUUAUUAAAAAAUAAUCUUUUGAACACCAAACUGGAAAAACCUUUAGAAGAAAAGAAUGAAUCACUCAUCGAACAUCCCAGAUCUACAGAGUUGCCUAAAACACACGUUAAUCAGAUUGAGAAGCAUUUUAACGAGGACAACAAUGAAAUGAUACCUAUGGAGUGUGAUUCAUUUUGCGGUGACCAAAAUGAAUCUGAAGUUGAACCAUCUGUAAAUGCUGAUCUUAAACAAAUAAAUGAAAAUUCUGUGAUACACAGUUCUGAAAAUAAUAUGUCGUCUUCAGAUCUUGCAGAUGAAAAGGUUGAAACUAUAUCUCAACCAUCUAAAUGCCCAAUAGAUACUGUAGACAAAGUCAAAAAGCCUCGUACUCGAAGAUCUAGAUUUCAUUCUCCAUCUACAACUUGGUCUCCCAACAAAGACACUCCACAAGAAAAGAAGCGGCCCCAGUCUCCAUCUCCCAGAAGAGAAAUUAGGAAAGAAAGCAAGAAGUCUGAAUCACCAUCUCCUAAGAAUGAGUCUGCCAGAGGCCGGAAAAAAUCCCGUUCUCAGUCCCCAAAAAAGGAUAUUGCAAGAGAAAGGAGGCAAUCUCAGUCUCAGUCUCCAAAAAGGGAUAAUACUAAGGAAAGCAGAAGAUCUGAAUCACUGUCCCCAAGAAGAGAUACUUUGAGAGAGAACAAAAGAUCUCAACCAAGAGAGAAAGAUUCCUCCCCAGGAGAAAAAUCCAGGUCCCAGAGCAGAGAAAGAGAAAGUGAUAGAGAUGGGCAGAGGAGAGAGAGAGAAAAGAGAACCAGAAAGUGGUCUAGGUCCAGAUCUCAUUCUAGGUCCCCCUCAAGAUGUAGAACAAAAAGUAAGAGUUCAUCAUUUGGUAGAAAUGACAGAGAUAGUUACGCUCCCCGCUGGAAGGGAAGAUGGGCAAAUGAUGGUUGGAGAUGUCCACGAGGAAAUGAUCGGUACAGAAAGAAUGACCCAGAGAAACAGAAUGAAAAUACAAGAAAAGAAAAAAAUGACAUCCACCUAGAUGCUGAUGAUCCAAAUUCUGCUGACAGACAUAGGAAUGACUGUCCCAGUUGGAUAACAGAAAAAAUAAACUCUGGGCCUGAUCCAAGAACCAGAAAUCCAGAAAAGUUGAAAGAGUCUCAUUGGGAAGAAAAAAGAAAUGAAAAUUCAGGAAAUUCUUGGAAUAAAAACUUUGGUUCUGGUUGGGUAUCUAACCGUGGUAGAGGCAGAGGCAACCGUGGUAGAGGCACUUACAGAAAUAGUUUUGCCUACGCAAAUCAGAAUGAAAAUAGGUGGCAAAAUCGAAAGCCCCUCUCAGGGAAUUCAAACAGUUCGGGGAGUGAAUCUUUCAAGUUUGUGGAACAGCAGUCCUAUAAGCGGAAAAGUGAACAAGAGUUCUCAUUUGAUACACCAGCAGAUAGAUCUGGGUGGACAUCUGCAUCUAGCUGGGCUGUGAGAAAGACUUUGCCAGCAGAUGUACAAAACUACUACUCGCGACGAGGCAGAAAUUCUUCAGGUCCACAGUCUGGAUGGAUGAGACAAGAGGAGGAAACAUCUGGACAGGAUUCUAGCCUAAAAGACCAAACAAACCAGCAAGUUGAUGGUUCUCAGCUACCUAUAAAUAUGAUGCAACCACAAAUGAAUGUAAUGCAACAACAAAUGAAUGCACAACACCAGCCUAUGAAUAUCUUCCCAUAUCCAGUGGGUGUUCAUGCUCCUUUGAUGAACAUCCAACGCAAUCCAUUUAACAUUCAUCCUCAGCUACCCUUGCAUCUCCACACAGGAGUGCCCGUCAUGCAGGUAGCCGCUCCUACCAGUGUAUCUCAGGGACUACCACCACCGCCACCCCCUCCCCCACCAUCCCAACAAGUCAACUACAUUGCUUCACAACCAGAUGGAAAGCAGUUGCAGGGUAUUCCUAGUUCUUCUCAUGUAAGUAAUAACAUGAGUACACCAGUUUUGCCUGCUCCGACAGCAGCCCCAGGAAAUACGGGAACGGUUCAGGGACCAAGUUCUGGUAAUACUUCGUCAUCAAGUCACAGCAAAGCCUCUAAUGCUGCUGUAAAAUUGGCAGAAAGCAAAGUAAGUGUUACAGUGGAAGCCAGCGCAGAUAGCUCGAAGACAGACAAGAAAUUGCAGAUUCAAGAAAAAGCAGCACAAGAGGUAAAAUUGGCCAUUAAGCCAUUUUACCAAAAUAAAGAUAUCACCAAGGAAGAAUAUAAAGAAAUUGUACGGAAAGCAGUAGAUAAAGUUUGUCAUAGUAAGAGUGGAGAAGUAAAUUCUACUAAAGUGGCAAAUCUGGUUAAAGCCUAUGUAGACAAAUACAAAUAUUCACGGAAGGGGAGCCAAAAGAAAACUCUGGAAGAACCUGUGUCUACUGAAAAAAACAUAGGCUGAAAUGGGGAACGCUGUAAAGGACAUUAUCAGGAUAUCUGCAAAGUGCAAUUUCAACAUGUACCAUUAACUGAAAAUCAUGCAUAACUGUGAUUGAAAUUUGGUUUUGAUAAAAUUAUUUUUUUAACAUAGGAUAUGAUGUUUUGUUCUAAAUAAAUAUAGUUCUGCACUGCAACUUCUGUAUCCUUCCUUCCCCUCCACCCUCCCUGACAAAAUUCAAGGGAAAGUAAAGGGUUUAAAGGAAUGUGCAUCUUUACUAGGACUGUAUUAUAGUGUGGAUACUGGAAGAUGUAUAGCUUUCUGAUUAGAGCAAUGGAGUGCAUAAAUUAGAAACUGCUAAGUGCACUGGUUUAGAAGAGAUUAUAUAUAAUGCAUUUAUUCUGUCAGGUUAAAAUAUAAAAUAUCUUUAUGAUUUUUCCCUCUAAUUAUAGAAAGUUAAAUAAUGUAUUACAAUGAAAAAUAUUUCUAAUAUUAAAUAGAACAUAUCAAUUGCAGGGUUCCUAAUGUGUAUUUUUAAAGCACAUAUCAGAAUAAAUCACCUAGAUAGAAAAAAAAUUAUCACGAGUGAAAUUUAGUGUUCAAAAUGUUCAGACACUCUUCACCUAUUGUAUGACCAAAUAAAGGUUAUGCUGCUUGUU
This is a messenger RNA of Cebus imitator (Panamanian white-faced capuchin), 5365 nucleotides long. RefSeq names its product SR-related CTD associated factor 11 (gene SCAF11). Gene Ontology annotation, molecular function: RNA binding. The coding region runs from base 342 to 4730 and encodes 1462 amino acids. Gene Ontology annotation, biological process: spliceosomal complex assembly. The record is from RefSeq and is a predicted model, not a curated record. NCBI's taxonomy places the organism in Eukaryota, Metazoa, Chordata, Mammalia, Primates, Cebidae. The transcript has 15 exons.